GUUUGCUGAUAGGUACUAAUAAAUUAUACAUAUGUAUUCAUUCUUAAUGAAAUUGAAAACAGUGAUACAACAUAGUAACUUAAUCAUAUUUGCCUUUAAACGCGAUAAUUUAAUUAUUAUUCUAAAAAGUGGUAUAAAAAAAAAUUAUGAAAACAAUGUUGAAUUCAUCUGUCUAUUUGAAAUUUAACCUUUAAAAAUUGUUCAAAUUGUUUUAAAACUCUAAAUUUAUUUUAAUUUGUUUUUAGUGAGAUUUAAAAUUUAAGGUAGAAUCUCAAACAUACACCCAUACCUAAUUAAAAUCUGCUAUUAGAUAUCUACACACCUCUAUAAUUAUUAAUAUUAUAAAAUGUAUAUAAUAUAUUCACAUUUCACAAGAUUAUUGAAUAAUAAUUUGAAUUAAACAUCAACACUUUCAACCUACCCAAUUACACACAUAUGUAUUUUUUUUUUUUUUUUUAAUACUAGAAUAUUAAUAUGUUUUCUAUUGAUUUAUUUAAAAAAAAAUUGUAUUUAAUAUUUUUAAUUUUGAUGCUAUUUAUUUAUAUUCCUUUUUUAAAUAAUAAGAAAAAACAUUCACCAAAUUUUGAAUAAUACUUUUAAUCUUUUAUUUAACUAUCAAUGUUAGAAAUAUGAUCAAAUAACUAAGAUAACUGUUUCCUAAAAUUUAUGUGGAUUGUGGAAGGUCAAAUAGCAUCGAUAAAGCUAUUAUUCACUGUACUACACGAGCAAUGAACUCAGUUAUAAUUGUUUAGUGAUAUUUGUAUAUAUUUAUUUGUAAUGUUAAUAUUUUAAUAUUUCAGUGCACAAAUUAAUUAAUCAAAAUGUAUUAUCCAAUUUCUCUAAUUAUUAUUGUUAGUUUUGUGGCAGAACUAACAAUUUGCAUUGAAAAUCCUAUUAUUGGGGUGUUAACACAAUCAACUAUUACGUCAAGCUUUAAAUAUUCUAAACCAUUAAAUAGUUCAUACAUAGCAGCAUCUUACGUGAAAGCAAUUGAAGCUUCUGGAGGAAGAGUAGUACCAAUUUUUACUAAUAAAACUACGGAAUAUUACAAGUAAUUAAUAACACAAAAAUUAAAUGUCAUACUACAAAAUAAACAAUUAAUUUUUAAUAAACUCUUUUUUAUAGAGAUAUUGUGAAUCAAGUUAAUGGAAUUUUAAUUCCUGGAGGAGGAGCUAAAUUGAACAAUACUUAUGGAAUUGGUAGAUCAGCCAAUGAAAUUUUUAAUAUAGCCAAAAAUGUAAAUAGUAUACUAACAAAUAACUAAUCAACUUGGUAAAGAUUAAAAUUGCAGUGGAAUUUAAUUAAAUCACAAUUGCUCGGAGCAAAUAUGGCCAGGUGCAUACAUAAAAAAAAAUUUAAGAGGUUUAAGAUUGAAUCUGGAUACUACUCAAAAUGCACAAGACUUAGCAAAGCAAAUUAAUGUUUUAUAAAUAACAUAAAUAAAAAAAGCAUGGACACAAGUUUCUCCAUUAACAAUAACUGUUUCAUAAAAGCAGAAUUUUUAUCCAGUGAACCUAUAGAAAUGGAAAAUGAAGUAAAUGUCAAUAAGUUGACCAAACUUACGGAACUUCUCCUGUUGGCUCGAAAUAGCGAUUUUUCACAAAUAGAUGAUAAUUUAUCAAUAUAAUGCAGCUCAAACGAUAUAUACAAUCUUUAUCCUUAUUUUUUCAACAUUAUUUUUUUAAGACAGUACCCCUUUAAUUUGUUUAGUUACAUGAGUAAUAUGGGUAAAAUUUGGAAAAUCUCACUCAACCCCUUUUAGUGUCACAUUAGGGUUGUAAUAUGACAAAAAAGGGUAGUUUUCUUAUUAUUUUAUUUAAUUCAAAAACUAUCGCACUUGACUUAAAAAUGUAAAAACCUUAAUGAUUUAUUUUAUUAUUAUCUAUAAAAGAUCACUUUAUGGAAAUCAUCGUAAAUCCAUUAUUUUUAAAGAAAAAUGACUAAGUAUCAAGAUAUUGUAUUGAUUUAUUGAUAUUUCAACCCUAAUGAGGCACCAUUAAGGAUUGAGUGAGACCUUCCCAAUUUUACCCAAAUUACUUACUCAUGUAACUUAACAAUUUAAGAAGAUUGAGUAUUACAUUUUCAAAAUAAAAUAUUUUACCUAUAUAAUAAAUAAAUAACCACCCUAAUAUAUAUAAAAAUAUAAAUUCACUAAUACAUUAAGGAGAUAUUUCAAGUAAACUAUGUAGGUAUUUUUGUAUUUAAACUUAAAACAAAAAAAUACCAAUAUAUUUUGAAAAUCCAAAGUAACAUUUUUAUUAUAUUCUCCUUAAUAAAUAUAAUAUUCUUACUAGGUAUAAAUAUAUUUAAAUAUGGAACUAAAAAAAACAAUUUUUAUGAUAAUCACAUGUAAGACUCUAUAACAUAUUAAACCUUAUACUGAAAUUUGCACAAAAAGUUUAAUAACAUAUCUCCAAUAGUUUUACAUGGAAUUAUUGGUAAAACUGAAUUCACCAGUUUAAAUUUUGUCCAAUUAAACAAACUAGUGACAACAAAAUCUGAAGGCUACAACACUUCACUCUUAAAAAUCAAGGAAAAACAAAACAGAAUUGACUAGUUGUUCUCAUUUCAAAAAAAAAAUAUGCAAUUCCUUUUCUAUGGUUUUAUUUUUAUUUUUAUAGUUUGACUUAUAGAUAAUUAUUUAUUAUAAUACUAAUUUUCUUCAACAAAUUUCACUGCAAUACAAUAUAUAUGAAAAAUAAAUCUCAUUAUUUUACUAUACAAACAUAAUAUGUUUCAGAUAAAUGAUAUGAAAGACCAUUUUCCAAUACUUGGAAUUUGUUUAGGAUUUGAACUUCUAUUAACUGCAUCUAUCAAUGGACAAAAUCCUCUAUCAAAAUGCAGUUGUGAAGGAGUGAAUUUAACUUUAACAUUAAUCCCAGAAAUGGAAGAAAAAAGUGUACUAUUUAAAACAAUGCCUCAAGAUAUCAAAAAUAUACUACUGACAGAACCAGUCACAGCAAAUCACCAUAGGUAUUAACAUUAUUGUUUAUAAUUAAAUUACAUAUCUUAACAAAUUUUCCUAAAUAUUUAUACAACUGCUAUAUUAUUGUUUUUUUCCCUAGUUUUUGUAUGAAAAAAAAAAAUUUUGUGCCAAAGAAUUUAGACAAAUUUUGGAACCCUAUAACAAGUAAUAAAGAUAAACAAAAUUUGACAUUUAUAUCCAUAAUAGAAGCCAAAGAUUAUCCAUUUAUAGGACUACAGUUUCAUCCAGAAAAAAAUGCCUAUGAAUGGAAAAGAAAAGAUCCUCAUAGUUGGUCAGCAAUAUAUUCAGCACGUUAUUUUUUUGAUUGGUUUAUAAAUGAAACUCGUCUAAAUAAUCACACAUUUAUAAACCAAAAAACAUUGAAUAAGAAUAUUAUUUAUAAUUACCAACCAACAUAUGUUAAGAGUUUAAAUUCGUCAUUUGAACAAGUAUAUUUUUUUGAUAAUUAAACUUUUUAAAAGAAAAUUACUUUAAUCAAAAUAUAAAUACAUACCG
Messenger RNA from Cinara cedri, 3481 nucleotides. The record is from the annotation of a GenBank genome assembly. NCBI's taxonomy places the organism in Eukaryota, Metazoa, Arthropoda, Insecta, Hemiptera, Aphididae.